This is a messenger RNA of Rotaria sordida, 980 nucleotides long. Lineage: Eukaryota; Metazoa; Rotifera; Eurotatoria; Philodinida; Philodinidae. The record is from the annotation of a GenBank genome assembly.
AUAUCAGAGUUUCAAUUUUAUCCAGUAAGAACGAAUGUCAAAGUGUUCUUUUUUCUCAAGAAAAUUCUUACCUUUUCGAUCAAAGUCUUUUGCGAAGUGGAUCACCCUGGAAACUCGAAAAACUCAAAUGUAUUUUACAUUAUUUUCGGCGCAUCAUUGAAGAUAUGCCAAAAGGUGUUCUUACUUUUCGACGUUUUGCUCUUCCCGAUAUUUGGAAACCGAAAUGGAUUGAAUCACAAGCACCACUUUGUAAAAUUCAUCUAAGAAAAAAUAUCACUAUCGAAGAUAUGCACGGUCUUUUACAAGUUGACUUUGCAAAUGAAUUCAUCGGUGGUGGUGUGAUGAAUGAAGGCAUUGUUCAAGAAGAAAUACGUUUUACUAUUUGUACCGAAAUGCUUGUUAGUGUACUUAUUUGUGAAGUAAUGUUGCCGAAUGAAUGUAUAUUUUUAAUUGGCUGUGAACAAUAUGUAACAUACAGUGGUUAUGCAACUACAUUCAAAGCUAAAGAUAACUUUAUCGAUAAAACACCCAAAGAUAGCUGGGGUCGAAAAUUGUCUCAUGUCGUAGCUAUGGAUGCAAUUAAUUAUUUGAAUUCUCUCGAUCAGUACAUUAUUGAAAAUAUGAGUCGAGAAUUGAUCAAAGCUUACACAUGCUUUCGUAUUCCGAAAUCAAUGGAAAAAUCUAUGUUCGGCAUUGCUACUGGAAAUUGGGGCUGUGGUGCAUUUAAUGGUGAUAGACAACUUAAAGCAAUCAUACAAUUAAUGGCUGCUUCUGAAGCUGGUCGUCCACUUGUCUAUGUCACAUGGCACGAUCAAUACUUAGUCGAAUGGUUCUGGAAAGUUUACCAAUAUUUGACGAAUCAGCAAGCAACUGUACGAGAUCUUUGCAUUUAUCUUCAACAAUUUUCGAUGCAAUAUAAUCAAUCAACAUUAUUCGAAUUUAUUUUAAAUACACCUCUGUCGUUACUAAGGAAAAGCUAG